Molecule: messenger RNA, 177 nt
Organism: Prorocentrum cordatum
Lineage: Eukaryota; Dinophyceae; Prorocentrales; Prorocentraceae
Source: the annotation of a GenBank genome assembly
AUGCUGCGCGUCGGCGCGGGUGGCGGCGUGCAGAAGGUUACUCCCAAGGUCCUGUCCUUCAGGCAGGCCGCUCCGGGCCAGCCGGCGGCGCGGCCCGCGCCCGCGGCGCAGGUGGCCAACGCACCGACCUCAUGGGCCGCGGGCGCCUCCGCCUGGGACGACGAGGAGGAGCUCUAG